Molecule: messenger RNA, 3444 nt
Organism: Venustampulla echinocandica
Lineage: Eukaryota; Fungi; Ascomycota; Leotiomycetes; Helotiales; Pleuroascaceae
Exons: 5
Coding region: 1-3444 (1147 amino acids)
Molecular function (GO): nucleic acid binding
Source: RefSeq, a predicted model, not a curated record
AUGAUGCCUAACAGCACACAGUAUGGGUUCCUUGCCCCUACUGCGCCUCAACCCAAUGCUUUUGCAAAUCAACAAAGCACUGGAAGCAUUGCCCCGGCCUCGAGCCAAGUCCCGAUCUCACACAACCAAUUCAUCCAAGGCUAUGGCCAAUAUCCUGUCCAAAACUUCAACCAGGGCAUCCAGAUCGGAAGCACUGGCCCUUGGGAUACCCCAGGUAUGCUUUCUUCAGCCAGCUUUAGUUCGUCGCGGAGCUCAUCAAAGCCGUUGAACCCUGAGUCCCAACCUUAUGUCCCGACCGGAAAUACGCCAGAUCUGUCUUCUGGUUCGGAGUUUCCCAAUCGCCAGCCGCAGUCAGACAUUGGAUAUGGUCAAAGUAAUACAAUGUCGCAAACAUACCAGCAGCAAGCUCCCCAACUUGGAAUGGUGCAGUAUCCGAGUGUCAAUCAGUACGAUCAGGCGGGCAUGCCUCGUAGUGUCCCUGUAGGUGGCCAAUCCCCUCAAUUUCCAGUUCAGUUCAAUGCAGUCACGACCUCUUAUCAGCUUCACGGCUAUACUGCAACUGCAAUGGAUAGCUACGGAACACAUACCGGUCCUCCACCAGGUGCCUCUCCAGCCAUCGGUUUCCCAGCCCUGCCACCGAUUCCAACCUAUCCGAGCAUGCCGUAUGGGCCCGGAACUGGUAGUGUACUCCAGCCCUCAUCGUACGGAAGCAAUACUUAUGGCUCGCCGAUUGAGGGUCCAGCCCCAACUUCUUAUCAGGCCUAUGGCUAUACUGCAACUGGAGCGGAUAGCUCUGUGGCAUAUAGCGGCACUCCAGCAGGUGGCUCACUUGCAGUCGGCUUCCCAACAAUGCCACCAGCUCCAGCAUAUUCGAGUGUGCCAUAUAGACCUGUAACUGGCAAUAGUCUUCAGACCCCAUCAUACGGAAGCAAUACUUAUGGUCCGCCGAUCAAGGGCCAAAAUAUGCAAUAUGCGGCAGCAAUGGAAAUACAUAGCGGCACUCCAGCAGGUGGUUCUCCAGCAGUCGGCUUCCCAACAAUGCCACCAGCCCCAACUUACCCGACUCUGCCAUAUAAGCCUGGAACUGGCAAUGGUCUUCAACCCUUCUCGUACGCAAGCAAUACUUAUGACUCGGAUCGAAAUAUGAAAUAUGGCUUGGGAACUGGUAGCAAUUUCAAUUCGGGGCAACAAGGAGGACACAUGCAUGGCCCCGCGAAUCAGGGUCAAAAUUGGGCACGUGGCGGAAGAAGACAAGAUAGGGGCUGGAAUCCGGCAAACAAGACGCAGUAUCAUAGUAAGCAAGGUGCAGACUCUUCGGCACACGAUAGACAAGUUACCUCCAAUCUCGCCACCGCUGUGGUGUUGAACUGCAACAGCGCGAGUCCAGCAAGCGUAUCAACCACGCGCGGAGGGCCGGUGCGGUUACCGUCAUGGCAGUCAGGUGUUGAAACUCCUUCGAAGAACACCGAAAAUGCUUCUAUUCGUGCACUAUCUGCCGGACCGAAUUCAGAAGGAGGUGAAGUAGUUAGCAGCGGUACAACACCACGGCGACAGCCUCGUACUGUUGUUGAUAUUGAAUUUGGUUCAGCACCUCGCCAACACCGUCAGGAGCCAAACCCAACUCCUCAACUUUCCCCUCGCGCGACAAAUCUUAGCAACAACAGUCCACUACGUGACGUGGCAACCCGAUCUGUUGAAUUAACUCCUAAGAACCAGAUACCGGAGGAGGGAGAGAUGAGACGCCGCUCAGCUUCACCGAAGAGCCUCUUGGCUGCAGGAGGUAUCGAUAUAAGCACCCUCGACACGAUUACUGAGAAUGAUGUUCUGGAUAGGGGAGUGGGAGGUCGAUCUUUCCAUAACCCGUCCGGUCUAGCAUCUAUUUUGUCGCCCACCCGUCGAUCUUCCCAUGUUCCUUCCGGUCUGGCAAUCAUGUCACCUCCUGGUGCACCUUUCAAUCGCUCUCUCGGCCAUCCUAUUGGAAUACCACGCCCCGGACAGUUUUUCAAUGGCUCUUUCGGUUCCUCAGCUGUCACGACAUUUGCGGGUCAACCUUUCAAUGACGCCUUCUGUCCACCACCUGCUAUGCCACCACCUAUCAUGCCGCCACUAGGCCAACCUCUCAACAAUACUUUUGAUCUGGCACCUGUCACGUCACCUCCCCCGAAAUCUUUCAACGAUCCUUUUGGCCCGGGCCAACCACUUCCAACUCCAUACAAUGCCAUCAGCCUCAAAGCUCCUGGGGGUAUGAGUGGAGCUCUUCGGAACCUCACUCGAGGCGGUAUGUGCAAGCCCACUAUCCAGGAGGCUCUUGAUCCUAGAUUCUUGCCUUUCGCCGAGUACUGCCGCCUAGCUAAAGAAGACACAUUUGGGGUGGUAAAGAUUAAGAACAUUCCGUACUCCGUUAACCGUGCUGAGGUUAUGGCAUUCCUUGGACGCAAUGCAAAGAUGGUCAAUGAGAGCGAGCAUGAGCCUGUCCAUAUCAUCAUGGAGCGUGUGACCAGUAAGACAUUGGAUUGCUAUGUUGAGUUCAUCAAUUUCAACGAGGCAGUCGGCGCUGUAAACCGAUUUGAAAUCAACAGAAGUGGCGGUCGAGGUGGUCGGCUGGGGCAACGUCAUGUCGAGGUUGAGCUAUCUAGCCAGGAUCAGCUGAUGAAGGACAUGUUCCCGAAGGCGAAGAAUGUCAGAUGGGUAGGGGGCAAACCUGAAAUCAUCCCGCGAGAUCCCAACGACAUAUACAACUCAGGCUUCCAAGGUUUUGUCAGCAAGGAGGAGUUGGUUAUGUUGGUCAAGCAUGUCGAGGCUCCGCAACGUUCUCCAUUCUCCCAGAAUUGUUUGCAGCGUCCAUUCGAAUGCCUUAUUAGUACUUUGCUCAAGUAUCCGUGGUAUAUGGUGGACCAUAUCACGGUUGAGGAUCGAAACUUGUUACACAAGACCACCAAAAACCUUCUGAACCUCCUGGUGGAACGCGUUAGGAAUGGGCAUGAUGUCAAUUUAACCCCGAUGUUGCUUAAGCGGGUUUGGCGUGCUGCUCUCAGAUGCCCAGGAUUUACGCCUUCGAUGAAGGAUGAUGUUGUAUUCAUCUGUGGUCUUGAUGAUAUGACGGCUACCGAGUAUGGAGUUCCACCGUUCGCUCCCUAUUGGAAGCAUCUCUUGACCAUUGGACCAAAGCCUGGUGCCCCUGCUGAUCUGGUCCUGUGGUACAUUGCAAUCAUUCGUGAAGCUACCGAACAGAAAGAAGCCCUUUCACUAGCCGACCAAGCUGCUAGAGGCGAAUCGAACAAUGGACGAAAGCUCUUUGGUGACCUCGAUAAGCAUAUCAAGUACGACCCCGAUAAGUUCAAGCAAUGUCUUAGCCAAGUUGCAAGAGCAGAGUGGGCUGGCAUCGAGAAGAUCUUGCGCCAUGCCUUAACUCCCAAUAGCCAACCAAAACUCCUAACCCACUGA